Molecule: messenger RNA, 1286 nt
Organism: Talaromyces stipitatus ATCC 10500
Lineage: Eukaryota; Fungi; Ascomycota; Eurotiomycetes; Eurotiales; Trichocomaceae
Product: endoglucanase, putative
Exons: 3
Coding region: 51-1235 (394 amino acids)
Biological process (GO): glucan catabolic process
Cellular component (GO): extracellular region
Molecular function (GO): hydrolase activity, hydrolyzing O-glycosyl compounds; cellulose binding
Source: RefSeq, a predicted model, not a curated record
ACGCUUGCAAAAUUCUGGACGGCCCCUUCUGACAGAAACCAAAUCAAAUCAUGACACCUAGACCAACGAUCGUGGCGAUUGCUAGCUUUGCUGUGCUAGCUGUUACUUUCGUUCAGGCGCAACAGUCUGGAUACGGCCAGUGUGGUGGUGCAAACUGGACUGGUGCAACGAGCUGCGUGUCUGGAUGGACUUGUACUUUUCUCAACGAUUACUACUCCCAAUGCCUACCAUCCUCUACAACUCUUACUACCUCGUCUCAUUCGACAACUUCGACAACAUCUAGCACGGCAACGAGUACACCUACUAAUACAAAUGGUGGAAAAUUGAAAUGGUUCGGUGUGGAUGAAUCAUGCGCAGAGUUUGGAACAGCGAUGCCUGGAACAUGGGGCGUUGAUUACACUUUUGCAAAUACGGCGACAAUUGGUGAAUUUAUCAACCAGGGUUUCAACAUUUUUCGCAUUCCCUUUGCCAUGGAGCGGAUGGCACGGGGCUCCGUUGGCGCCACUUUAGAUAACGCAUACUUGACCAACUAUUCAGUUGCAGUCGACUACAUUACCAGCAAUGGAGCAUAUGCAGUACUAGAUGCCCACAAUUAUGGCAGAUACAACGGGAACAUAAUCACUGAUACCAGUGCUUUCAAGACGUUCUGGUCCAAUAUGGCAACCGCUUUCAAGAACAAUUCAAAAGUGAUUUUUGAUACGAAUAACGAAUAUCAUGACAUGGAUGAAUCCCUCGUCUUUGACCUUAACCAGGCUGCAAUCGAUGGUAUUCGCGGCUCUGGCGCGACAACGCAAUACAUUUUCGCUGAAGGAAAUAGCUGGACCGGAGCGUGGACAUGGAAUACCACCAAUGACUCACUCAAAAAUUUGAAAGAUCCUGAAAACCUACUGAUUUAUGAAAUGCACCAAUAUCUCGACUCCGAUGGAUCUGGCACAAGUGCGACCUGCGUUUCAUCGACAAUCGGCGUUGAGCGUAUCGAGGGUGCAACGGCUUGGUUGAAGGCAAAUGGGAAGAUUGGUGUCUUAGGGGAGUAUGCUGGCGGACCAAACUCAGUGUGUCAAGAAGCGGUUACUGGAAUGUUGGAUCAUUUGACAGCAAACAACGAUGUAUGGUUUGGGGCUGUUUGGUGGGCUGCUGGUCCUUGGUGGCCGUCGUCAACUUGGUCGAGUAUUGAGCCACCAAGCGGUCAGGCUUACGUGUACUAUGAUAAUAUCUUGCAAGCUUACACUCCUUGAGUGGUACCAUUCAUAAGACUGAAAUAUUUGUUCUAGUUAACACCUUUUCUA